AUGGAUAAAUUUGCAGCAAAAAGUCGUGUUCCUUCUGAUAAUGAAAUGAAGGCUUUGUCAUCUUCGGAUAAAACCGAAAAAAAUAUACCCCGUGGAGAUACUGCGCCAGUGAAAAUGGUCAAACCCAACAAAACUCGGGUUGAAAAACCCUUGACUCCUCCGGAAGAGAAACGUUCCGUAAGUUUUGACCUUUCCACAUUAACUUUGGCCAUUCCCAAUGAUGUGAAUACAAUCGCCACUUCCCCCUCCGAAUCCAUUGAUAUUCCUGCACGUGAGCUUUCUCAGGACAUCAUGGUCGCAUUGGUGGAACGUGAUACCGAAAUGAGGGAACUAUUUAUUUGUAACCAAGAUUUCUUUGAUAUGGUUAAGCAAAGUACUUUUGAGGAUGAUGAUGCAUGGAACGAAUUCCUUGAACUUUUAUAUUCAAAACGUGAAGACAAACCCGAUUCGGAAUGGAUGAAUUCGAUCUCUGAAUCUCUUUCUGCAAAUCCACCCUUACUUGUCACCUUUAAACAAAUUAUUGGGUUUUAUGACGAUGAUGAUACUCAACAAGAAUUUGAAGAUUCUUAUUCCCCCGAAAUUUCUGGCACGUCAAAUGAUGAAGGUUUUAUUGAUAUCACUCCGAUACGUGGUUUUCCAAAGAUAAUGGAGAACCUUGAAAAAUCCUACCCACAAUUCUUCAUAAAUGCAAAAAAUAUCCUUGGCAAAGAGCGACAACGAAGGGGUAGUGUGUUGGGUGGAAAUCAUUUAUUAGAUAAUGAUAACCCACUUUUACAUCCAAACAUUGAAAAUCAUUCUCCUGAAGCAUCUUCGGAAACGCUUUACGAAGAAUUUAAACGCAUCUUACUUACUCCUAGAAGUGAAAUGGAUGAUAAUGAAUGGGAAACCGCCAUUUAUGAAUGUUUAGACCCUUGGCCACAACUUAUCUGUCAAUUAGAAGAUAUUAUUCUCUAUGAAAUCUCUGAGGAAUAA
Molecule: messenger RNA, 972 nt
Organism: Funneliformis geosporum
Lineage: Eukaryota; Fungi; Glomeromycota; Glomeromycetes; Glomerales; Glomeraceae
Source: the annotation of a GenBank genome assembly